GCCAAUCCUAAUCUAAAUGAAAUCAAUGAAGAAAAUGAAGAUUUCGAAUAUAUGUCGAAUAAUAAGCAUAUUAAACAUUAUCCAUAUAGACAUGACCAUAAUGAUGAGACAAGCGAUAUGGAUACAGAAGGAACACAAGGAGAAUUGGAAAUGGAGACGAAGGAGAAAGAAAUUAAACAACAAUAUAAUCAAUUCGAUGUUAGUUCUGGUGACAGUACUAGUUUAAGUUAUUCUGAAGGAAAGAAUGUCUUAGAUUUAAGACAAUCUAAUACAAUGCCAUAUUCACUUCCAUUACCAGUUCUUGUACCGAUACCUAUUAUUACUCCUUAUAUGACUAGAACAUAUCCAAAUGUAACAAUGAAUUCGUCUAAAUGUUGUUCAACUAUUGAAAAUCAUUCUAGUGAAGCAGAUUCAUUGUCUUCCAAUCAAUUAGUGCUUGGUGUAAAACUACCAUUUUCUGCACUGGAUUCACAAAUUCGUGCCAAACCACCCCCGUUUGUACGUAUUCCUCCACCACUUUCAACAAAUCAUUAUCAUCGUCAUCAUCAACAUCACUCGCUUCAACAUCAUCACCAACAACAAUCAUUACCAUCAGCACUAGUUCAACAAAAAGAAAUCAAUAUUAAGGAAGAUAGUAGUUGUUCUUCACCAUCUUUAUUAUCCAUCCAAGAACCUGUGAUAAUUGCAAAUAAAUCUUCUAACUAUAAAUCCACAAAUAAUACAGUUAAUAGUAAGAAGUCAUCAAAUGACUCUUAUUUAUCAAAAUCAUCAAAUGAUCCACAGUACAUUAAUUUACAAAAUAUAUCUAGAAGUUUCAACAACAACAACAACUUGUAUAUUACUACAGAUACUACUAUUAAUACUACUACUAAUACUACCAAUCAGGUGAGAAAUAAUAGUAAUGAUAAUAUUUACCCUAGUACAUAUGAUAAAGGUUCAUCAUCAAAUAAAUUAGUAGUUUUACCAUCACGACAAACUAUAGAAUCAAAAUUAAACACAGUACCUUCUAAUGAAUCAAUGAAAAAAUCGAUUGGCACAAUGAUAACAUCAUAUUCUACAAUAACUUCAAGAAACCCUUCAACAGAAUGUGUUAUAGUAAAUGAAAUUGCAAGUAAAAAUUUGAAACCAAGAGUUGCUUUUAUUGAACCAGUUAAUAAACAGACUAGUACUACCAGUACUACUAAUACUACUACUAAUGGUGAUAAUAAUGUAAUUAAUAAAUUCGAAAUAGCUAACACUCAAAAUAACCAAUCCACUAACGAAUCUAACAAUAAAAUAAAAUUAACAAAUAAUGAGAAGAAACCUGUAGAUAAACUGAAGUUAAGUUUAUCUGACAGAUUUCCUGGUUGGGGUGUCAUAACAGACGAUGACGAUGAUGAUGAUGAUGAUGAGGAUGCAAAUUUAAAUGCAGAUGAGAACAAUGUUCAGUGGGAGGAGAUAAUAACAAAUUUAGAAAAUAUAAAACAAUCACCAUUGAAAAGGGAUGCUAAAUAUGAUCGAAUAGAAAACAAGAACUAUGACAUUCAUGAAAACACUUCAAAUAAACAUGAAGAAACAAUGAAUACAAAUUGUAAUAUCAACAAUGAUAAGAUAACAAUGAAAUUUCCAUCAAUAAAUGAACAAUAUUCUAAUUCUAAUUUGUCACAAUCAUCAAAUAUAAUAAAUGAUGAAGAAACUAUUUUUCAAGUAAAUCAACAACAACAAUAUUGGCAACCAUUUCCAAGACAAAUCUCUAUUGAAAAACGUCGUCAUUCAUCAAUUCUAACUAAUCCACGUAAAUCACUUGCAAUGAUCUUUUCACAAAUUAGUAAUAAUUUAGGAUUUACACAAGAAACAUCAAUUAAUUAUUCUAAUGAACAUUAUUCAUCUAAUUUUCAUUUAAAUACAAGAAGAAUAUCAUCAUCUGGGAAACGAUUAAAACAGAUGAUUUCUAAACAUAAUACUAAUACUAAUGAUAAUAGUAAUACUAAUUAUGAUAAUGCUCUUUUUAAUUCUGAUGCAGAUAGUCAUAAAAAGUCAUCUCGAUCAAGUUUUAUACAACAACAUAAUGACUUAAAUCUUGAUAAUAAUAAUAAUACAAUCGGUAUACGAAGUAGUGUUUCAAGUCAACGUUUAAUGGAACGUAGUAUUUUUAAUACAAUAAUUGGCGGUAAUCCAAAUCAACAUAGAACUAGUGGUUCAAUUGGUACAUUAUCAAAUGUUCAUUAUAAUAAAUCUAAUAAUCCAAAUACUAUUUUAACUAGUAAUAAUAAUACUAGUAAUACAAUGUCACCAACAACCACUACAGUGGAUCGAUCUAUUCUAGUUGAUCUUUUAUGUUGUACAUGUUGUACAAAUUCAGAUGAUGAAGAUGAAGCUUAUUCAAAUCUUAUUGAAAAUCAUCGUUUAGCUCGUAUUGUUACAAUGGGUGCUAUAUUGACUAUAUUAGGUUUAAUAUUUGCUUAUAUAAUACGUUCUGCAACUGAAACUCAAACUGUACCUAAUGCAUCUAGUACAACAGGAUCACCGCCAUCAUCUCCAACAACAACAUUAACAGUGGCUACAACAGUUACCAAUGUAACUGAUAUUGAAACAUAUUCUUCUUUUUCUACCACUACUAAUACUACAUUAAAUUUAAUAAUGAAUUCAACUUUAAAUCCUCAAUUCAUAAAACAAAUGGGAAAUGUUUCAAGUUUCCUUAAUUUAACUCAUAAUGAUGAAUCAAAUUCAGUUGGAAUUUUGAAUGAUUCGUAUAUGUAUAGUCAUGUGAAUAGUAAACUGAUAAGCAUUAAUGAUAAUAAUAACAGUGAAUCACAUAAUGCAUCAUCAUCCUCAUAUUAAUUCACUUUUGUAUUCCUCAACUUCUACAUCUCACUCCUUCUCUUCAUAAUCAUCAUUAAAUCAUUUCCUCUUCAAUAACUGACUUUAAUCAAAAUACUAGUAUUAUCAUAUCUGUAUACAACAAUUCAUUAUAUAAAUUGCUAUAAAUCACAUGUACACAAAUGAUUAUUUGUCUAGUCCUUUUUGAAUAACACUACUUAUAUCAGUAAUAGUAAUAAGAAUAUAUAUAAAUAAAUAAUAAGAUUCACAUUAUUGCAUAAUCAUGUAAUUAUCAUAAAAAAUGUUGAACAUUCCAACAAUUAUUACCUUGUGUAAAUCAGAUACAUAUUUCACAUCUUUUAUUCUGUUUUAUUAUUAGAAGUUAUUGACUAAAUUAUCA
This is a messenger RNA of Schistosoma curassoni, 3199 nucleotides long. NCBI's taxonomy places the organism in Eukaryota, Metazoa, Platyhelminthes, Trematoda, Strigeidida, Schistosomatidae. The record is from the annotation of a GenBank genome assembly.